Messenger RNA from Prunus armeniaca (apricot), 2499 nucleotides. The record is from the annotation of a GenBank genome assembly. NCBI's taxonomy places the organism in Eukaryota, Viridiplantae, Streptophyta, Magnoliopsida, Rosales, Rosaceae.
AUGAAGAAGACGGGAAAAAGGUUAGACGGAGGAGGGAGGUCGCUCUCUGAACAAAAGCAGAGGGUUCUUCGUUGUCGUUUGGAGACCUUCAAGCACCUGCGCUCCUCCUCUCUGGACGAAAUCGUCCACCAACUUCGCAAUAAUUACCGAGACUACCACCGCAUCAAGCUCCAGUCUUUCACGAAGUUCGUCCAGCAAACCCUAGACUCACCUUCCUUUAAGCAAUCCAAAACCCUAAUCCAUGUCAGUGACUUAGAAGAAGAUGAAGAUGAAGAAGAAGAAGAAGAAGAAGAAAACGGCCAAAGCAAUUCCCAGAGAAGGCGGAAACGUGCUGUCAGUAAGGGCGAGGAUAAAUUGCAGCGAAUGGAGUCUGCUCACCUCAGAAGGGUUCGUCAAAGGAAUGGUGACCGUCCAUCUACAUCUUCUUCUGAUGAUGAUGCUGAUGAAGAAGGGUCUGUGUCGACUUCGGAGGACGCGAUAUACAGCGAGAAAGUGGACCCGGAGUUUGAUGUGAUGAAAUCGAGUCUCCGAGCAUCGUAUAUGGAAUCGAACAGCGCCUUGAAGCCCAAGGCAGCCGAGGAGCAGAAGGAGAAGAAUGUAGAAAUGGAGCUUCCUGCUCGCGAGCAAGUUGAGUUAAUGGGUGGAAAUGGAGGGCCAAGGCGGCCAAAGACAUUGCUAACACCUGAAGCCAAGGGCUCGGUUUCUACAGGGGUUGAGGUGAAGGGAAGCGAGGGUCCGAGGUUUAGUGACUUAGGUGGGAUGGAGAAGGUGAUAGAGGAGCUGAAGAUGGAGGUGAUUGUGCCGCUGCGCCAUCCCGAGCUGCCUCGGUGGCUCGGAGUCAGGCCAAUGUCUGGGAUUCUGUUGUACGGCCCACCCGGGUGUGGCAAGACCAAAUUGGCUCAUGCCAUUGCCAAUGAAACCGGCAUUCCGUUUUAUAAAAUUUCUGCUACAGAAGUCGUCUCUGGUGUCUCAGGUGCAUCUGAAGAAAAUAUAAGAGAGCUUUUUUCUAAAGCCUAUAGAACUGCCCCUUCAAUUGUAUUUAUUGAUGAAAUUGAUGCAAUUGCUUCGAAAAGAGAAAGUUUGCAACGAGAAAUGGAGAGGCGAAUCGUGACACAACUAAUGACUUGCAUGGAUGAAUCUCAUAGGCUUGUACAACCGGCUGAUGCAAAUUCCAACUCCGAGAGUUUUGAUAACAAGUCUGGCUAUGUUCUUGUUAUUGGAGCUACCAAUAGGCCUGAUGCUGUUGACCAUGCUCUGAGGAGGCCUGGGAGAUUUGACCGUGAGAUUGUUUUAGGUGUUCCAGAUGAAAAUGCCAGGGUUCAGAUUCUUUCUGUGCUUACACGCAAUCUAAGACUUGAAGGUUCUUUUGAUCUUCUUAAAAUAGCCAGGUCUACACCAGGGUUUGUUGGGGCUGAUUUGGCAGCCCUGGCCGACAGGGCUGGUAACAUUGCCAUGAAAAGGAUUAUACACAAGAGGAAGACUGAUAUGUCUAUAGAUUCUAUGCAUGAGGAGUGCAAUGAAGAGUGGUGGAGGCAACCAUGGUCGCCUGAAGAAAUGGGAAGGCUUACUAUUAGUAUGGCUGAUUUUGAGGAAGCAGUUCAAGUGGUUCAGCCUUCAUCAAAAAGAGAAGGAUUCUCUGCAAUUCCUAAUGUAAAAUGGGAAGAUGUUGGUGGGUUAGAUCUUUUAAGGCAGGAAUUUGAUCGUUAUAUAGUUAGGCGUGUUAAAUAUCCUGAGAACUAUGAGGAAUUUGGAGUAGAUUUAGAGACAGGAUUUUUGCUCUAUGGGCCUCCAGGAUGUGGUAAAACACUGAUAGCGAAGGCUGUCGCUAAUGAAGCAGGAGCCAAUUUCAUUCACAUUAAGGGCCCUGAACUUCUGAAUAAAUAUGUUGGAGAAAGUGAGUUGGCAGUUAGGACAUUGUUUAGGCGUGCAAGGACAUGCUCACCAUGCAUACUUUUCUUUGAUGAGGUGGAUGCCUUAACAACAAAGCGGGGGAAAGAAGGAGGAUGGGUUGUUGAACGGCUAUUGAACCAGUUGCUUAUAGAGUUAGAUGGUGCAGAGCAGCGGCGGGGUGUGUUUGUUAUUGGUGCCACUAAUAGACCCGAUGUCAUGGACCGUGCUGUAUUGCGGCCCGGUAGGUUUGGUAAACUUAUUUAUGUCUCCCCGCCCACAAAAGACGAGCGUGGUUUGAUUUUAAAAGCUCUUGCGAGGAAGAAGCCUAUAGAUGCCAGCGUAGAUCUCAGUGAUAUUGGACAAAGGGAAACUUGUGAAAAUUUUAGUGGAGCUGAUCUUGCUGCACUGAUGAAUGAAGCGGCUAUGGCUGCUCUUGAAGAAAAACUGACAUCCACACCUGAGAGGAAUUCAGAUGCAUCUCCAUGGACUAUCAAAGACACUCACUUUGAGCAAGCACUGGCUAAAAUUGCACCAUCUGUAACAGACAAGCAAAUGCAAUACUACCAGAAAUUUGGAGAGAGCCUCAAAGCACCAAGAAACAAAGCCUAA